AUGCGAAUCUACGAUGAAAACGGGCUCGAGAAGUACAGAAAGAAGCCGUACCGCGUUCCCCGUCGAUUGGCUUCCGACAAUCAACGUAAACGUCCCGGUGAAUCGCGGUUCGCUAAAACUUUGGUAAAACACUUGAGGCUGUACUGCAAAUACAGCAAUCUGGCUGGAUUGAAAUACUUCGUGGAUCCGAAAAUGACGUUGUCGGAUAGAAUUCUAUUGAUGGUGCUGUACUCGAUCGUCGUGCCCAUGAUGAUUUACACGAUUUACUACCAGUAUAAAGACUUCAUCGAUCAUCCGUGCGUCACCAGCGUGGACACCGAACACUUCCCCACGCAGGAUUUAGAUUUUCCAGGCGUGGCGAUUUGCAGCAUUAAUCGUAUUAGUCGCGAGGCCGCUCUGGAAAUGGCGAACGAAAUCUUCGAGCUAAACAUCACCGAUUUACCCGUCGAAAAAAUUCAAGAAAUGUUUUCGCAACUGGGCAACCUUUACGACUCCGAGUUUCGAAUAACUGAACGAUCGUACGAGAUCGAUGAACUUCUGGCCAAGUUUUAUAAAGGUCCUUACGACGUCACCGACAUACUGAAGCGCCUAACGCCGCAAUGUUCGAGCAUGAUUUCGAGGUGCCGUUUCCACGGCGAGAACAAAAACUGCUCGAGUGUGUUCGAAACUCGCAAAACGCAGGACGGAUUCUGUUGCACUUUCAAUUACGCCAUCAAAAAGGACGACGCAUACUUGAACAAUGGCGUCGAUCUGAGGCUAGAUCCACUGAAGGUGGAAAACUUUGGCGAGGACCAGGGACUAUCGGUCUUGCUGGAACCGCUCCUAGACGAUUACUUCUACCCUAUUUUUCCCAUCACCGGUUGGAAGGUGAUGGUUUUUAACCCUCACGAUUAUCCGGACAUGAACAGUGGCGGGCUGAUUGAGAUUUUUGUGCCCUUGGAAACUCACCAGGACGUGGAACUAGACGCGAUCGUGUCUUACGGAACAAAAAAUAUAUUACCGUACUCGUUGGAGCACCGGAAAUGCGUGUUUCCCGAAGAAAUGACUUCGCCGGAUGCCUCUUACACUCACAGCGACUGCCUCGUCGAGUGCACAAUCCAGGACGUAUGGCACACAUGCAGAUGCAUACCGUUCUAUCUGCCGAAUCAUGAUAAAUGGUACACCGCCGUGCCGAACGCAGAUCUACAAGAUGUCAAAAACAACACGCAGAUCUUGCAUUGCAGACGAUGCUACCCUUUAUGCACCGACGUCACCUACAAUGCAAAUACGUUCGAAGCUCGUCUGAACCGUGGUCGCCAUCAAACCAAACUGUUGGACGGCGUCGACUGCGUGCAACAAAGUGCAGUGCACUUGUAUUUCAAUCAUUUCGGGACGAUAAAAUUGAAGCAGAACGUGGUCAAUCAGUGGUACGAACUUUUGAGCGAAGCCAGCGGCAUUGGUGGCAUCUUUAUUGGUUUCAGCCUCAUUGCCAUCGUGGAGUUCGGCUACUUCGUCGGGCUUUUCGCGUGGGAGCUUUUAAAGGGACCAACAUCCUCCGACGGUAUCGAUAAUAAAACUAAACGUAAACGGCCGGCGUUACAGAUAAUUUAUUGGGGCGAAUUAGUCGUGUGGAUCGUUGCAUACGUGUGCACUAUAUUCGCGAUGAUCUUCUUUUCCCUGGUGGUUUAUCAGGAGUUUAUCGACACACCCAUAACGACCACGUCCGAGGCAGAGCUCUACCCCACCGAGAAUUUGCAGUUUCCAGGUGGGGUAUCGUAA
Colletes gigas is the source of this 1758-nucleotide messenger RNA. RefSeq names its product pickpocket protein 28-like. Gene Ontology annotation, molecular function: ligand-gated sodium channel activity. Gene Ontology annotation, cellular component: membrane. Gene Ontology annotation, biological process: sodium ion transmembrane transport. Lineage: Eukaryota; Metazoa; Arthropoda; Insecta; Hymenoptera; Colletidae. The transcript has 11 exons. The coding region runs from base 1 to 1758 and encodes 585 amino acids. The record is from RefSeq and is a predicted model, not a curated record.